CAAGAUUACUAGGGGAAGGCAUAGGAGACUUCCUGGAGCUUGGCAACAACAUGUAAAGGACCCGCAAACGUCUACAUGCCAAAUCACUGGACUCCACUGCUGGAUAUAGCCAAAAAGACUGGAGCUGCUCAGGUGACUGUCCCUUCUCCAAGAGGGCUCUAUCCCCAAGUCUGCUCAGGCAUGGAGAGUGCAAUCACAUUGUGGCAGUUCCUGUUGCAGUUGCUUCUUGAUCAGAAACAUGAACACCUGAUUUGCUGGACAUCCAAUGAUGGUGAAUUUAAGCUACUUAAGGCAGAAGAAGUGGCUAAGCUGUGGGGACUCAGAAAAAACAAAACUAACAUGAAUUAUGACAAACUGAGCAGAGCUCUGAGAUACUACUAUGACAAGAACAUCAUCAAGAAGGUGAUUGGGCAGAAGUUUGUAUACAAGUUUGUGUCGUUCCCUGAGAUUUUAAAGAUGGAUCCCCAUGCUGUGGAAAUAAGCCGGGAGAGCCUUUUGCUGCAGGACAGCGACUGCAAGAUACCUCUUGAGAGCAGAGAACAACACAAGCACAGCCUGUCGGUCCUGAAAAGCACAAGCCGUAAUGAAUAUAUUCAUUCGGGGUUGUAUUCAUCAUUCACCAUCAACUCCCUGCAAAACCAGCCAGAUACUCUCAAGCAGAUCAAAACAGAGAAGCUGGAGGAGAAACUGGAGGAGACCACACCUUUGGAAGAAGUCCGGACUGUUAUAAGGUUUGUGACCAACAAAACAGACAAGCAAGUCAUGAGGCCCAUUGUGUCAUUGCCAUCAACAUCUGAAGCAGCCGCUGCUUCUGCUUUCUUAGCAUCCUCUGUCUCUGCAAAAAUAUCGUCAUUAAUGUUACCCAGUGCAGCCAGCAUCUCCUCAGCAUCGCCAUCUUCCACCCGGUCGCCAUCUCUGUCUCCUAAUUCGCCCCUCCCCUCAGAACACCGAAGCAUCUUUUUGGAGUCCAGUUGCCAGGAUUCUGAUUCUCUUGAGCCACUGAACCUCUCUUCAGGAUCCAAGACAAAAUCUUCUUCUCUUCCCCCAAAGGCUAAGAAACCCAAAGGCUUAGAGAUCUCGCCACCUCCAAUGGUUCUUUCAAGCACUGACCUCGGCUCUAUUGCCCUUAACAGCCCCGCACUCCCAUCAGGAUCUCUGACUCCAGCUUUCUUCACAGCUCAGACCCCAAAUGGAUUGCUGUUGACCCCGAGCCCACUGCUUUCUAGCAUUCACUUCUGGAGCAGCCUCAGUCCUGUUGCUCCUUUGAGUCCUGCCAGGCUGCAAGGACCAAACACCUUGUUCCAGUUUCCAACUCUGCUAAAUGGUCACAUCCCAAUGCAAAUUCCCAGCUUGGAUGGGGCCUCUUCUCCAGUUCUCCUUUCUCCAAAUGCUCAUAAAUCCUGAUAUCUCAGCAAAUUAAGGACUCGCUAACAAACUGGAUUUAACACAGCCAUUCUGAUGGGUUUCAUUUUUCUGGUGACACCAGGAGGACAUCAUGAAACCCUCUUUUACUAUGGUUUGCACUUUUCAUUACAUGGAUGAUCUACUUGUAUGAUGUUUAUUUAGCAUUUUUAAACAGUGUUUUUUUGUAUAAGAAAAUCUGUUGUGCAUUAAAAAUGAGUUAUAAUUUUUUAUAUCCUCGCUCUCCAAGUGUUGAACACUGUUUGUUAAUGAAGUACCUUUCUUAAUAGAUUUCAAAACAAUAUCUAAAGGAUGUGAAACUUUUUAAUUCUGUAUUUCUGCAUAUUAUGCAUCAUGCUUGUGUAAACUAUAACCGGCUGUGCCUUCUUUUGCAUAAUGUUAUAUAAAUGAUUUAUAUAUUUUCCAGUAUUAAGAUAAAGGUUGAAAAGGAACCAAGUAUUGACCCCCUGCCCCCAUGCUAGUAUUUCAGUAUUCCCCUUCUGGUAGGCCAUAAUGGUGCAGUAUAUUCAUGUAAUUUUGAAUUAAGUGCUUUCCAGUUAUAUAAAGAAUUCCUUCUAUUUCCUUGCUGAAUUGAGGGGCCAUAAUAAAUGUUUUGGCCAGUAAGUGUGUUUAAGAAUAGGACACUAUUUAGAUAUAGGUGCUUGAAUUCUUCUCUGUGGUAAGAGGAACAUGGCCUUAAAAUAUUUAUAUCUUAUUUUAGGGGCAUUCUUAAAAUUAGAGGAUUUAACCUUGCUCAGUACCAUUCAUUUUCAUUGUAUUCAUCAGAUAGUUGGAAGAGAUUUCAAACUGAUCUUUAUUUUAUCAACCAUGCUCAACAUAUUAGACGUUACAGGAAACUUUUUCAAGUGUGUUGUUAAUCAGGGGCUCCUGUUUUGCAUGGGCCGAAGUUAAAAACAAACAAAACAUAGGCAGUAUUGAGAACUUUGAGAAGUAUUUCUAGUAAUCAUGAUUGGGAAAAAAAAGUCUUUAAAGAUGAUUUGAGAUUAUCAACAACCAUGAAGCAAACACCGUAAUACUCAGAAACAUGUUUUUAAUGCUUCUUUUUCCUGUACUAAUCUAAUGUUUGAACAUUAUGAUUUUACAAUACCGGGGCUUUUGGUCUCCCCAGGCAGCUAAAACUCUGAAGGCCAAGGAAUGGAGGUUGUCAGUGCCUUGAAUGUGACAACUGGUUCCCUGAAGAUGAAAUACAAGAGCAUUGCAUCCAUCGGCUGUAAUCUGGAAGAUAGCCCAUGCCUGCAUAUUUUAGGAACAUGUUAACUAUAUAGAGAACAUAUUCAGAUUAAAUGAAGCAUCUCAAUUUGCAUCGCCUUCCCAGAGUUCCUUUCAUAUAAACUGCAGUGCUUCUCUAUGCAUAGCCUAACUUAAUAAUAUAAUCUAGCUUGGAAAAAUGCUGGUUCCACUGAUCUAGAUAUAUCUAGACACUCUGGGAAAAAUGCUAAAGCUUUGGUCUUCCCGGUUGUGAAAUGGAAACCUGUGUGUUUUUAAACAAAAAAUAUGAAAUUACUAAAGUGCUCCAGCUGGUUCUCAUUGCAGUUCACAUUCUGAAGAUUGUAUCACAGCUAAAUUCACCCUUUAUUCUUUCUGGAACAUUUUUUUGCCAUUUAAAGGAGCCACUGAUUUUACUCCCCCAUCUCAAAUUUCAAUUGUAUGAUAUGCUCCGAUAGUUUUUCCAGUUUAUGCUCGCCAUCUUCAUCCCCCUUUUGCAGGAUGUAUGAUUUCAAACUGCAAGUUAACAAGUUCUAUACAUGGAAAACAUAUUCACUGCUGAAUAUAUUAUUUCCUAUCACAUAGAACUAUUGGCAGAUUGUUGGGAUAUUUGGACACCAUAUUUUUUAAAGUAUGCUUUACAGAGUGCCAUCUUUCUUCUUGAUGCUUCUGAUAUUAUAUUCAACAUUUAUUUCCAAUAUAAUGAAUCUUAGUCUACCUUUCAUUGCUGGGAACUAAACAAGUAUUAUUAAACUGGAAAACAGAAAAUAGGAAUCUUGGUAAUAUAUGCUUAAAUUCUGGAAGAUGAUGGAAUUUGACAAAAGACAUCCAAUAACAACCUUUAAAAAGUCUAAGGACCAGACUAUGGAACAAACAUAAUCUCUACACUUUUCUGUAUUUUACUAUAUAAAACAAGAAAUGACCUAAGCCUCAGCAAUCAAAGAAGGAAAAACAUACUAGAUGGAGUAAAGUAAAAAAAUAGAAAAAUUAAAAAUAACAGACCAACUAUUCUGUAACAAUGGUAGUUUGUAAACAAAUAGUAGAUAUGAGCUACUAAUUCAUGCAAAUUAAAAAUCAACUAAAAGAUAGAAAGCUAAACAUGAAGGAAGAUUGCCCAUUAAACAGUUUUUGUACAAAGAUCUGUGGCCUCUGGGAUGGUUUUGGGAAGGCAAAUGCUAUAUAGCAGUGCACUGACAAUGCACAACUUCAAUUUAUGCAGGUUUACAUCAAAUGCAGGCUAUAUGCUUCACUUAAGUUCCUUCCAGUUCAAAUGGACCAAGGUGAAUGAAUCAUCUGGCCUUACCUUAUUUAACUAGUCUUAAGUGACACGGAUAUUAAAAUGUGGUCAUAAGAUUUGUACGCUUUCUUUGCAAACAGUUACAGUGCGGUAAGAUAUAAGGAUUCAGAAUGUCACCCCCGCAAUAAUGGAAGUGUUGUUAAGGCUAGGAAAUGCCAGUGUACACACAGAAAUCACAUUUGCUGGGUAAAGCUGAGCUGCCGUGUUGCUCUUGUUCAUAUUGCCAUUGUAGCAUCUUCCCCAAAAUCAUGCAGAAUUCUGCAAUCUUAUUACAGUCUUAAUUACAACUGAAGUGUGUAAAGAAAAUAGUGCUGUGAUAAAUAUUCUAGCGUUAGGGUGCUGGAAUAGAUAGACCCUCGGUCUGAUCCAGCAUGGCUCUUCUUCUGAUCUUGUGAAAUUUUAGACUGUCAUUUGAUUGCUGGACUGAUUCAUUUCACAGAAAAAGUAUCCAUGCUGUUGUGCACAGGAUAGUUAAGUAGCAUGGGCUUUAGAGGGAGAUGAGGGGUUAAGCAUGGCAUCUGUGGGCACCUGGAAAAACACCAGACAUUUAUUAAGGACAAUAACCUAGUAUGUCUUUAUCUGAUUACCAGUUAAGGAAAGGAGGUGAGAGUUAAAGUGGUUUUGAGUAUGUAACUUAUUACUGAAUAUUCAUUUCCUGCAGCAAACACAUUACUUGUGAAUGUCAGUACCUGUCUCUUUAAAUUUUUAAGCAUACACUUGUUUCUACCUUUUGCUAUGCGAUACACCAAAAUAUACCAAGCAGUCGUGUUUGCAGCAUAAAAUUGUGACAAUCUUGUUGCCUGGGCAUUGAGAGAAGUAUGCAAUGAGACUCAAGGAAGAGUCACAAGAGGACACUAUAAUAUGUUAAUAUGGAUGUCAUUUAACAUUCAUUGUUGGCAUUCCAUUAAAAUAAAAUUAAAACAAAACUGGAGAUAACAGACCUCAUUUGGAAACAUGCAAACUAAAUAAAGUAAUUAAAGUUAGUUAUGUGUAAAAGGCUUUCCUGGACCCAAUAAGCAGGAAACUUUGGUCUCAUGACAUGCAGCAAAACAAAUAUUAGUUGUUUACAAGAAUUUGUCACGAAAUCUUUAAAUGUGGCCUACAACUUGAGAGCUUAUAUACUUACCUGGGACACAUAUGUUUACAUAAAUGAUACAUGAGAAAAUAGUAAACUUAGAUAGCAAUUAGACAUUGUAUUUCUGAAGGUCUCCUUUAGAGGCACCAUAGUGGUUUGUAAUGAUGGACUGAGCAAGGUAGCAGUGGCCGAAAAUACCCAUUAAGCAAUCCUCCUUUUCCAACGCAAAUGUCCUCUAAAUCAGAGAAGUACCUUAUUUUAAUUCACUCUUUGCAUUUGUAAACAUUGGAAUAUCUUCAAGUUAUUUACUUAACCUACCUCACAGGGCUGUUGUGAGGAUCAGUGAUAUUUGUACAAUGCUUUAGAAAAAAAAUUAAAAGAUUACAUAUGUG
Messenger RNA from Elgaria multicarinata webbii, 5392 nucleotides. It is a transcript of the gene ELK3, whose product is annotated as ETS transcription factor ELK3. Gene Ontology annotation, molecular function: sequence-specific DNA binding; DNA-binding transcription factor activity, RNA polymerase II-specific. Gene Ontology annotation, biological process: regulation of transcription by RNA polymerase II; cell differentiation. Lineage: Eukaryota; Metazoa; Chordata; Lepidosauria; Squamata; Anguidae. The record is from RefSeq and is a predicted model, not a curated record. Gene Ontology annotation, cellular component: nucleus. The transcript is spliced from 6 exons. The coding region runs from base 76 to 1404 and encodes 442 amino acids.